This is a messenger RNA of Protopolystoma xenopodis, 978 nucleotides long. Lineage: Eukaryota; Metazoa; Platyhelminthes; Monogenea; Polystomatidea; Polystomatidae. The record is from the annotation of a GenBank genome assembly.
AUGGCCUUUUCACACGCCGCUCGGCUGCUUCUCGCCCUCUUCACAGUCGUCACGUCGGGCCGUUGGGCCGCGGCAGGCCGAGUUCUCUCGGGCCCCGUGUGGACGAGAGGGUUGUGCAACCUGACGGUGAGCGAAAACCUGCCACAAGGCAGCGUUUUGCCGUUGCCCAUCCUCCUGGCGCCCGAGGAGACGCUCGAUUUGACCCACAACAACGCCUAUUUCGGCCUACUCACCACGCCCGACAACAACACCACCACCACCACCACCACCAGCGGAAGCGGUAGAGGCGAGUUGGAGCUCGUCUGGACGAGCCUGAUCGAGGAGGGCGUCGUGGCGACGACUCGACUCCUUCCCAGUCUCGUCACUCUCAGCCCGUUGGACAGAGAGUUUCUCUGCCAACGGGAGCCGGAGUGCGAUUGUCGCUAUGGCAACAGUCAUCCGGACCGGCGAUUUGCCAGUGGACCGAUUGACGCUCGUCUCUCGGCGGUCUCGUUGAUCCGCUUUCCCCGACCCGAGCGUCUGUAUGUGUGUCUGGCCGACGUGAACGACAACCCGCCCGUCUUCCUGCUCCCACCCUCUGGCCCGUCCAUGCUGGCCGGUUUCGCGUCGGGUGCCUUGCCGACCUCCGGCGGCCUGGCAACCAGACAACACGAGCUGGACACGCCGGUGUUCGAGGUGAGUCUGGAGGAGCAUUCGGCGGUGGGUCGCGAGAUCGCAUUGCCCGUCGCCUUUGACGCGGAUGCAGCGCCCGACAACACGCUGCAUGCCUACACAAUUCGCUGUCCCGAUGCGGCCGGCAACCUCCGUGCGCCCGGCAACCGCGGCGACGCCAAGGCCGACUUGGAGGGGUUGGGCGGAGGUCUGUUCAGCGUCUCUUUCGGCCUAGACACUCCGCGGCCGGGAUUGCCGCGCUCCACCGAGGCUUGGCUCAAUCUGGUUGUCAUGGCCGACAUCGAUUUGGAGGCAGAAGCUGCGCAG